CUAAUCAGCGAUCAUUCUAUCAAGUAUGUGGCAAACAACUGCCCGCAGCUGCAGCAUGUGGAUCUUCGGCGCUCGGCAGUCGGUGAGCAGGGGGUGAUCAGCCUGGUGAAGAACCUGGAGCAGCUGGAGAGUGUCUGGCUGAGCGGCUGCGAGGGAGUGACGGACUUCGCUGUGACCCGGCUGAUGCUCAAUGCCCGGAGGCUGGUGGACUUGAGGGUCCGAGAGUGCCCGAGGCUGUCGGAUGACUGCUUGGCUGCUGUGGUGGGGAGCAGCCGGCUGGUGAUGCUGGACGUUGGGAGCCUUCCGAGACUGACGGAGGAGGCUGUGGUCAAAGUGGUGCGGACGAGCUCGAAUCUGACAGCUCUCAACUUGUCCAGAUGCCCGCAGGUGGGUUCGGACGCGGUGUGGAACAUGGGCCCUCGGGUGCAGGUGCGGGAGAGCGACAGCCUUGACUGGGAGGAAGCAGCCAACAGCGAUCUCCCGCUCCACACAACCCUAGGAUGUCCGCGGAUGCGUAUGCUGUCCCUCUCCAAGUGCUCGCAGCUCACAGACUCAGGGCUGAUGAACCUGGUGGGCUGCAAGGAGCUGCAGGAGCUCGACAUAUCGGAGUGCGUGCGGGUGACGGAUGCGUCGCUCAUCGGCCUCGUCAGGUCCUGCCGCCUCAAGAAGCUCAUCCUAAGAGGAUGCAAGCUGCUCACGGACCGCAGCCUGAGGGCGCUGGGCAAGCAUGCGUCCGAGCUCGAGCUGCUCGACAUC
Messenger RNA from Guillardia theta CCMP2712, 756 nucleotides. RefSeq lists its product as hypothetical. Lineage: Eukaryota; Cryptophyceae; Pyrenomonadales; Geminigeraceae. The record is from RefSeq and is a predicted model, not a curated record. The transcript has a single exon. The annotation marks the transcript as partial.